Messenger RNA from Myotis daubentonii (Daubenton's bat), 1608 nucleotides. RefSeq names its product syntaxin 10 (gene STX10). Gene Ontology annotation, biological process: Golgi vesicle transport; intracellular protein transport. Gene Ontology annotation, molecular function: SNAP receptor activity. NCBI's taxonomy places the organism in Eukaryota, Metazoa, Chordata, Mammalia, Chiroptera, Vespertilionidae. Gene Ontology annotation, cellular component: membrane. The record is from RefSeq and is a predicted model, not a curated record.
GGUAAGAGAGAAUCAUGGGUCGGCUGCCUCCUGCAUGGCCCCCGCUGGGGAUCAAGCCCGCAACCCAAGCAUGUGCCCCUGAUGAAAUUCGAACCUGAGACCCUGCAGUCCUCAGGCCGACGCUCUAUCCACUGAGCUAAACCAGCUAGGGUGAGAGCUUAUUAUUAUUUAUGUUGCCGGGAAGGGAAACUGAGGUUGCGCAGCAACAAUUCAAGGGGCUGGGUCUCGAACCCGAGACGCCGAGUUCAGACUCCAGCCUGGUCAGGCGGAACUACGGAAAGGCUGGGAGCGACGGGAGCGGCGGACGCGAAGGGCGGAGGCACACGCACGGAAAGCCGCCUCUGCCCACAGCCAAGAUGGCCGCGGCGGCGGGAGCUCUGCACUUCCGGCUUUUGGGGCCUCUCUCUCUCUCCUCGUGGCCCGGCUCUCGAUGGUGGCCUGGGUCACGUGACGGGGGCGGGGGUGGUGGCGCGUUCUCCCCCGCCGCGAGGAAACCAGCUCUCCAGGCCCGGAGGGGAGGGGGCUCGGUCUCCCACGGGGGGCUGUGACAUGUCUCUAGAAGACCCGUUUUUUGUAGUCCGAGGCGAGGUGCAGAAGGCGGUGAACACAGCCCGCGGGCUGUACCAGCGCUGGUGUGAGCUCCUGCAGGAGGGCGCCGCGGUCGGCCGCGAGGAGCUGGACUGGACGACCAAUGAACUGCGGAAUGGCCUGCGCAGCAUCGAGUGGGACCUCGAAGACCUGGAGGAGACCAUCGGCAUAGUGGAAGCCAACCCAGGCAAGUUCAAGCUCGCAGCUGGGGACCUGCAGGAGAGAAAGGUCUUCGUGGAGCGGAUGCGCGAAGCGGUCCAGGAAAUGAAGGACCAUAUGGUCAGCCCAGCAGCCGUAGCCUUCAUGGAGAGAAAUAAUAGAGAGAUGCUAAUGGGCAAGCCAACUGCCCAGAAGCCAUCCAGUGACCUGCUGGAUGCCAGCGUGGUAUCUGUCACCUCUCGCUACAUUGAGGAGCAGCAGGCCACACAGCAGCUGAUCAUGGACCAACAGGAUCAACAGCUGGAAAUGGUGUCUGGGAGCAUCCGGGUUCUGAAACACAUGUCCAGCCGCGUUGGGGAGGAGCUGGAUGAGCAGGGCAUCAUGCUGGACACCUUUGCUCAUGAGAUGGACCACACCCAAUCCCGGAUGGAUGGGGUCCUCAGGAAGAUGGCCAAAGUGUCCCAUAUGACAAGCGACCGCCGACAGUGGUGUGCGAUUGUGGUGCUGCUGGGGGUGCUUCUCCUGGUUCUCAUCCUGCUCUUCUCUCUCUGAUCCUGGCUCUCCCAGGGGGCUGAUCCCUCACGCUGGGGGAGCUGGUAGGGCCCUGCCCCCUGGGAGGAGGGUGUCAUGUCUGGGGAGUUGUCCCAAGGCUCUCAGCCAGUGGGACCUUCAGGGCCCUUGGUUGGAGCCCCCGCCACUGGUCCUUUCUCAAGUGCACUUAGGGGGCGGUGGAGGUAGGAGGACCUCAGAUACACCCUGCCCCGUUUCUAUUUCCAGUGUCCCAAAGCCAUUUAUUCACCCCUAUGCCUUCUACACGUGCCAACUUGGAAAUAAAAUCCCCGCCUUUUUUAUACGUAUUUA